Molecule: messenger RNA, 729 nt
Organism: Blepharisma stoltei
Lineage: Eukaryota; Ciliophora; Heterotrichea; Heterotrichida; Blepharismidae
Source: the annotation of a GenBank genome assembly
AUGAUUGACGAAGAAAUGGUUUUAAGCGCAUUUGAAAUCGAGCUACCAGCAAGCUUAAAAAACACUGGUUUUACAACAAGCUUUUGCGAUCUAAGUCGAUUAUCUUUCAGCAGCCCAAGGCUCCUGAGAGACUAUAUGAUCGCUGAAUUCAAAAUUGAAAGUGAAAUAGUACCCUUUCUGAAUACAGAAUUGGGCCUAGACCCAAAUACACCUACCCCUCUCUACACAGAAAAUAUCUCUGAGGUGCAUUCCUGUCCAAUAUGUUAUAAAAUAUUUAAUAACCGAAAAGGCCUUAACCAGCAUAUGGGCAAAAAGCACUCAAAUAGUAUCAAAAAUUCACUUUGUGACAUCUGUGGAAAGCUAUUUUCACAUAUGACCCAGGAUGGCUUUUAACUAGCCCUGGGAUAGCAACUUUUGCUGCAACAGGGAGUUGGUCUGAAUCUAUAAGUCAUCAAGCCAAGUCCACGAGCUAAUAAGUGAGCAUAUACGUGCAUUUGUCAACUGUGGAGUUGGUUAGGCAACCUAUAGACCAGGGUCACUUCUAUGAGUUGCAGUGAAAGCUGCUACCUAGGGCGAGCUAAAUGUCGUUGAAACUAUAAAUAUGCUUUAAAAUUCCACUAUCAGCAAGUUCAUGAAACUUUAAAACGAGUCAACUGCGAGAAGUGCAGCUACGUGGCUUAUAACAAAUAUAGACUAAAAAGGCAUAUGAAAAAGCACCUAUCUAAAUAA